Striga asiatica is the source of this 396-nucleotide messenger RNA. NCBI's taxonomy places the organism in Eukaryota, Viridiplantae, Streptophyta, Magnoliopsida, Lamiales, Orobanchaceae. The record is from the annotation of a GenBank genome assembly.
UAUUUCAAAAAAGCCAACUUCUUCACUGCAAGGAAAAAAAAAAAACAGCAACCCUGGGAUGUUGAACUCUUGGAUCACUGUCUGAGACGCCUUUCAACAAGGUUUCAGGUACAACUUAAAAAAUGGAGGCAAAAUAAACAUUUGGGAACAACCAUGAGAGUCAAACCAGCUCACAACAACACUUCCAGAACUGAGAUCACUUGGGUCAAAGACCUCCUAGACUCAUCAGAUAGACAUUGGAAUAUAGGCGUAGUGGAGAGAUGUUUCUCCAAGCAUGAAAGUGAAGAAAUUCUUAAAUUAAGAAGGUCUGAUCCUAUUGCUGAGGACAAGCUAAUCUGGGAUGAUAGGAAUAAGGGACAAUUUUCAGUGCUUUAUGUUUACAACAAGCUGGUGGGG